Messenger RNA from Trametes versicolor FP-101664 SS1, 1044 nucleotides. RefSeq lists its product as uncharacterized. NCBI's taxonomy places the organism in Eukaryota, Fungi, Basidiomycota, Agaricomycetes, Polyporales, Polyporaceae. Bases 1 to 1044 code for a protein of 347 amino acids. The transcript has 5 exons. The record is from RefSeq and is a predicted model, not a curated record. Gene Ontology annotation, cellular component: mitochondrion.
AUGUUCGUGCGCAAGUUACAGCCCCUUCGCUACCCUGCAGUCCCUCGGAAUGACGGCUUGCGCCCGCGCACGACGAGAUCUGCGCUUCGCCUUCGACACAUUCGCCCCGCUCCCUAUGUCACGAUCUCCGACCCUAAUCACCCUUCCGCACCGUCAAAUGUAUCCCUUGCGCAUCCCAAGGACCCUUCGAACCAGGCUGGGCCGAGUCAAAGCUCCUCAUCGUUCACCCUCCAUCCUCCCCCAACAUCUCCAUCACCUCCAACACCAGACGCUCCCAGUGCACAAACAGACUCGGUAAAUGCCGCGGAAACAACCCCGAAUACUUCCGCGGACACCUCAGUACCUGCAAGAUAUGUUCACCCUCCAAUUGACCCCGGAGCGCAACUCCCACUCCCUCACGCCCCGCCGCCAUAUCACAUCAAUCCGCCAUUCAACACGCAUCGUUUCUUCUCGGAGCUCGAGCGAUCCUUCCCCACGCCUAUCGCGCUCAACCUUAUGCGCGUGACGCGUGCGCUCUUAGUCGAUCGAAUAGGACGGGUGAAGCGCGAUGCUCUAACAGUGCAGGAUCUUGAAAGCCAAGCCUACUUGUUCAGGGCCGCCUUGUCGGAGCUGCGUACCGAGAUUGGCGUCUUGACUAGGAACGAGACUGCUGCCAUGCGAUCGGCGACCUCUGCCCUAAGACGCGAGGUGGACGCGUUAGACGGGCGAAUGAAGGAAGGAAUCGCGCAAUUAAAGCAUGAAAUCCAGAUGGACGUCGACAGCCGGAAGAACGAGUCCAAAGAUGACCUGAAGAACAUCGACUUGCAAAUCGAGGAAGUCCUGAGUAAAGCACUUGUCACGAUCGGUGAACUCAAGACGCAGGUCGAAGAGUCGCGCUGGGAGAAGAUGCGAGCGGCAGUCGCUGCACUGGGAGCUCUAUCCCUCAUCCUCAUUGUCUCCAUGGAGAUCUACGUCGUUAAGCCCAAACCGCCGAAGGCAGCAGGAAGCGGACCGCAACCCGAAUUCAUGCCUCCAGGUGGUGGUCCGCUACCAUGGGUCACUUAG